CCGACGACGGCUUUAUUUAUGAAUCUGUACCGUAUCGGGCGAGGGAGUCAUGAAAACUGUGCUGGAUAUGCGGCCCUUCAGCAACUACCGAAGAAGAGGUCUUUCACCGAUCUUCCUUCAUCAAUCCAUGGAUGGAAAGCAAAAUUUUGCUUCGUGAAGCUGGCCGAUGGGGUCUUCUUCCCCUCUCAAGGUCAUAGUGGUGUUUUUAAUCUGCACGAUCCGCCGAGGAGUGCUGAGAUUGAUGCCCAAGUGGAGGCCUUCCUCGAGGGGGGGCCAUGGAGUGUUGAUAAAUAUAUCACUGAGUUCAAAAUUGCCGCCCUUGGUAUGAUGAGGUACUUCAUCCCCGGUGACCCCGACUGUGGGCUAUGGCCGAGGAUGUCUGGUUACUUUGAAGAGGCCGAUGGGCCCUACCUCGGCGUCCCAGCCGAUGCCGAAGGAUUCGAGAUGAGUCGCAAGCUUUUUAUGACUCAAGCCAAGAAGAUGGUUGACAAGGAAAUGCAGGCUGCCCAGCAAGCCGAUGCGUCCAAAAGCUCGGCUGAUGGCUCAAAGGGCCAGGCCGGUGCCGCAAAAAAGGCUGCGGCUCAAAAGAAGAGGAGACCCGCUGAGGGUCAGCAAACUCUGGCCGAAGCGGGGUUGAAGCCGGCCCAAGGGGUCAAGAAACCGAGGCAGACCCUUCCUUCUGAUGUUGCUACGGCUGCCUCACAGGCUCCGGUCCAAGGGGAUGAUGCCUCGGAGGUUCAGGUGAUUGAGGACCUGACGCUGGGUAAGGCUUCGGACGCCCUUGUCCCCG
This is a messenger RNA of Cuscuta epithymum, 790 nucleotides long. The record is from the annotation of a GenBank genome assembly. NCBI's taxonomy places the organism in Eukaryota, Viridiplantae, Streptophyta, Magnoliopsida, Solanales, Convolvulaceae.